AUGGGACUGGAAGAACAAAACGAAGAACGAGAAGUUCUCGACUCCAUUUUCCCAGACGAAAUCACAGAUGUCUCAGACAACUCGUUCCGGAUAUCAAUAACGCUCGAUGUUCCCGACGACGGGAGCGCCGAGGCCAGCGACCCUCCUACCAUCGUGCUCAACGUCACCUAUCCCGAAGCCUAUCCAGAUGUCGCGCCCCAUCUGGACAUCACGGCUCCUCCGAACGCACCCAAACAUCCGCAAUUCGAUAUAUCGGUGGACAAGCCUCAGUUACUGGACGCGCUACAGCCUACGAUCGAGGAUUCUCUCGGCAUGGCCAUGGUCUACACAUUGGUGACGACGUUGAAAGAGGCAGCUGAGGUGUUGAUCUCAGACCGACUUCGACAAGCGGAGGAGGUCAAGGAGGUUGAGGUGCGCAAGAAAGAGGAGGAAGAGAACCGAAAAUUCCACGGAACCUUGGUCACGAGGGAGCGGUUUCUGGAGUGGAGAGAGAAAUUCCGGAAGGAAAUGGAGGAGAAGGAACGGAAGCAGAGAGAGGAAGAAGAGGCGGAAGAGAAGAAAAAGAGAGGGGUGAAGGUCGAAGAGAAGAAAUUGACGGGCAGACAACUCUGGGAGAGAGGUCUGGUUGGGAAGAUCGAUGAGGACGAUCUGGACGGCGACGAUGCAGUGGCCGGGAUCGAAAAACUCAAGGUCGAGGCUUGA
This is a messenger RNA of Capronia coronata CBS 617.96, 702 nucleotides long. RefSeq lists its product as uncharacterized. Gene Ontology annotation, molecular function: protein binding. The transcript is spliced from 2 exons. The coding region runs from base 1 to 702 and encodes 233 amino acids. NCBI's taxonomy places the organism in Eukaryota, Fungi, Ascomycota, Eurotiomycetes, Chaetothyriales, Herpotrichiellaceae. Gene Ontology annotation, biological process: cytoplasmic translation. The record is from RefSeq and is a predicted model, not a curated record.